Molecule: messenger RNA, 846 nt
Organism: Orycteropus afer afer
Lineage: Eukaryota; Metazoa; Chordata; Mammalia; Tubulidentata; Orycteropodidae
Gene: TECRL
Product: trans-2,3-enoyl-CoA reductase like
Biological process (GO): very long-chain fatty acid biosynthetic process
Molecular function (GO): oxidoreductase activity, acting on the CH-CH group of donors
Source: RefSeq, a predicted model, not a curated record
UGCCACUUGACCUUCCAGGGUUUUACCAGCAGUAUUUAACUGGUGCAAAGGGAACAUACUUCCAAGUGUCUCCUGUUGACAUGACAGAUUCUCCUGUUAGUUCACACAAUGUUCAAAAGGCACAAGUCCCUUGCUUCAGAACGCAAGAGACAAUUAUUUUCCCAAGGAGCAUCACGGUCCAUAUUGAAGAAUGAUAUGAGAAAUUUUCACGCUUUGUCACAACUUGUGAUCUCAGCAGGCCCUCUGAAACCAACUCCAGUGGUCAAACAUUCUAAAACGAUUCACUUUGAGAUUGAAAUACUUGAUGCUCAAACAAGAAAGCAGAUAUGUAUUGUGGAUAAGGUGACACAAAAAUCAACUAUUCAUGAUGUUAAACAAAAAUUUCACAAAGCAUGUCCAAAAUGGUGUCCUUCCCGGGUUGGCCUCCAACUAGAAUGUGGUGGAUCUUUUUUGAAGGACCAUAUCAGCAUUCAAAAAAUUGCAGCUUCCUCCAUUAUUACACUCUACUUUACAGACUUAGGUCAACAAGUCAGUUGGACUACAGUAUUUUUGGCUGAAUACACAGGACCUCUGCUAAUAUACCUCCUGUUUUAUUUGAGGAUCCCAUAUAUAUAUGAUGUGAAAGAGAGUUCUAGGACAUUACGACAUCCAGUGGUACACCUGGCCUGCUUUUGCCAUUGUAUACACUACAUUCGAUAUCUUUUGGAAACCUUAUUUGUUCACAAAGUUUCUGGAGGACACACACCUUUGAAGAAUUUGAUGAAGACUUGUUCCUUUUAUUGGGGAUUCACUUCUUGGAUGGCCUACUACAUUAAUCACCCACAAUAUACACCACCAUGUAUGUAG